This is a messenger RNA of Dracunculus medinensis (Guinea worm), 408 nucleotides long. Lineage: Eukaryota; Metazoa; Nematoda; Chromadorea; Rhabditida; Dracunculidae. The record is from the annotation of a GenBank genome assembly.
AUGCGAUCAUCCUCAAAUUAUUUUCUACCAUGCUGUGAAAAUGGCAAAACACUUCAUGUUUUUAGAUUUCCCAGUUAUUUUGGAAUAUUUUAUAUAGAACAUAGUGGACUUGGACGUUAUGGUGAUCCGAUUGAUCCAUUUGGAGAUAUUCGAGAAAUUCAUAAAAUCCGUUGCUUAUUGAAACCAGGUGGAAUAUUGCAUCUUGGAUUACCUGUUGGACGAGAUUCGCUGGUUUUCAAUGCACAUAGAAUUUAUGGUCAACUUAGGCUUGCCAUGCUUUUUGAAGGAUUUAAACUUAUUGAUGCUUUCGAAUCCAUGGUACGUUACUCGAUUCCUUUGAAUGUAGCAAUUUUUGAAAAAGAGAUUGGCCAGUUAACGCAAGUGAUAUUUGUUCUACAAAAAAUAUAG